GUGAGGAACCUGCGCGUUCAUUUAGUCUUGAUCUGUGAGCCAUGGAGGGUAGAGGGCUGUCGGAUGAGGCUGUGUCUGCUGCCUGCAAAGAAGGAGACCCCAUCACCAAGGACUACAUGAUGCAGCAGACGAUGCUGAGGGUCAAAGAUCCGGCAAGGUCUCUGGACUUCUACACUCGGAUCCUUGGCAUGACGUUGCUGCAGAAAAUCGACUUCCCCUCGAUGCACUUCACCCUCUACUUCCUGGGUUACGAGGAGAAGUUGGAAAUCCCAGUCGACAUCAGAGAGAGGACAGCGUGGACGUUCUCCCGCCGAGCCACCAUCGAGCUCACACAUAACUGGGGAUCAGAGUCAGAUGAAAAUCUGUCAUACCACAACGGGAACAACGAACCGCGAGGAUUCGGUCAUAUUGGCAUUGCUGUCCCUGAUGUUUACACUGCCUGCAAAUUAUUUGAAGACCAAGGAGUGACGUUCGUCAAGAAGCCGGCCUCAGGUAAAAUGAAGGACCUGGCCUUCAUUCAGGACCCUGACGGCUACUGGAUUGAGAUUUUAAGUCCGAACAACAUGGUCUCCUUAAUGUCACCUUAACGACCAGACACUGGGGGACACUCAGGAUGUUACUAUUGGAUGACACAGUGGAAACAAAACUUUUUUUUUUUUUUUUUCACAUGUCAAAGACUUGAUAUCAACAUAAACCUUCCUCUCUGUUGUAAUCCAGCUCCUGUUGGUCAUUUUCUUUUCUUUUUAUGUUGCUAAGGGACUUUUCUUAAGAAUUUGAAGAUCUGUGAACAUGCUGCUGCUUUUCUAAAAAAAAAAGCUUUAAAUCUGUUGUCUGUAUGCUGCAGUGUUAGUUAAAUGUUUACAUAUUUUACAAUCAAAAAGCUUCUACCUCUGGAUGCUUUAUGAGGAACAUGAACAUGAAUGUGACAUUAACUUUGACCCCGUCAACAGAAAGUAAUGAGGAAACUGAAGUCAUCUCAUGUUUUCCUGCUGAAUCAUUAUAAAACAAACGCUCCAUGUGAAACUAAAAGCCUCUUUAAUAAAUUCUGGUCCUUUAAAAAAAAAAAAAA
Messenger RNA from Seriola dumerili (greater amberjack), 1069 nucleotides. RefSeq names its product lactoylglutathione lyase-like. Gene Ontology annotation, molecular function: metal ion binding; lactoylglutathione lyase activity. The record is from RefSeq and is a predicted model, not a curated record. The transcript has 6 exons. Lineage: Eukaryota; Metazoa; Chordata; Actinopteri; Carangiformes; Carangidae. The coding region runs from base 42 to 587 and encodes 181 amino acids.